CCGGGUUGACAGAGUGGGCGGAUCUCUUCAGAUGCUCCGUUAGACCGAGUAGCGGCGCUCAGUGCUUUCAGCCGGAGCGCAGCGCUUAUCCCGCGGACGGAGUGUCCUCGAUCUUCGGCCAGUUUACACCAUAAUUACCAGCGACCAGGCCGCCCCGCGCCCACUAAACUAACGGGUUAACAUUCCUCUCGGAACGAGACGGCGGAGUUAGAGAAAAGCGCUGUAUUUUACGCCAGCUCUCCGCUCGAUCAUGUUUGGGAUUAAUUUUUGAGGUACUGCGAUCUGAAGAUCACAUUUUUUCCAGCGCGUGGAGCCUCAGAACUGCACUGGGACGAAGCCAAAGGACUAAAGGCGGUCUCUCUUAACGUCUCGUGCGCUGUCGAAACGAGAAAAGGGAGCAUGCGUGAGUAACAGGUUUUUGUGGCGGGACCUCAAGCUCCUCCCCUCAUCUGGAGCCCCUGUGCUGUAUGAUACGAGGCCGCCUUCCUUCACACUCUCUGACCUCAGUUCAAAAGGUAUGAAGAUGAGGAAGUUUGCGUACUGUAAGGUGGUGCUGGCCACCUCUCUAGUGUGGGUGAUGCUAGACAUGUUCAUCCUCCUCUACUUCAGCGAAUGCAACAAAUGUGAUGACAAAAAAGAGAGAGGAUUGCCGGGGAGAGAGAUUGUGGUUCAAAGGCCUCAUGACGGCCCAGGGGAGAUGGGAAAGCCAGUGGUCAUCGCUAAAGACCAACAGGAGAGGAUGAAGGAAAUGUUUAAGAUAAACCAGUUUAACCUGAUGGCCAGUGAGAUGAUUGCACUCAACCGAUCUUUACCGGACGUGCGUCUCGAGGGGUGUAAAACAAAGGUGUAUCCAGACGAUCUCCCACGCACCAGUGUGGUGAUUGUGUUCCAUAAUGAAGCGUGGACCACUCUGCUCCGAACGGUCCAAAGCGUCAUCGACAGGUCACCGAGACACCUGUUAGAGGAAAUCGUGCUGGUGGAUGACUUCAGUGAGAGAGACUUCCUGAAGAAGCAGUUGGAGCAAUACGUGCGGAAGUUGGAGGUUCCUGUCAGGGUGAUACGGAUGGAGCAGCGUUCGGGCCUCAUUCGCGCUCGGUUGAAGGGGGCAUCCAUAUCCACAGGUCAAGUGAUUACCUUCCUGGAUGCCCACUGUGAAUGCACCACUGGUUGGCUAGAGCCUCUGCUUGCUCGCAUUAAACUUGACAAGAAGACCGUAGUGUGUCCCAUCAUUGAUGUGAUCAGCGAUGACACGUUUGAAUACAUGGCAGGCUCUGAUAUGACAUAUGGUGGGUUCAACUGGAAGCUGAACUUCCGCUGGUAUCCGGUACCACAGAGAGAGAUGGAUCGCAGGAAAGGAGACAGAACACUGCCUGUCAGGACCCGAUAUGAAGCCCGUGCUGAAGCAGUCUCAUAUGCAACAGUCCCAAUGGCAAAAAGUGUCUACCCUGACGCCCAAUACCACGGCCACUACUACUCGCUGGGAGAGAUCCGUAACGUGGAGACUAACCAGUGUCUGGAUAACAUGGCCAGGAAAGAAAAUGAAAAAGUGGGCAUUUUCAAUUGCCACGGCAUGGGCGGCAACCAGGUUUUCUCGUACACAGCCAAUAAAGAGAUCCGAACUGAUGACCUCUGUUUGGAUGUGUCUAAACUCAAUGGUCCAGUUAUGAUGCUCAAGUGCCAUCACUUGAAAGGCAACCAGCUCUGGGAAUAUGACCCUGUGAAGCUGAGCCUGGUGCAUGUGAACAGUAAUCAGUGUUUGGAUAAAGCGUCCGAAGAUGACAGUCAGGUGCCCAGCGUCAGGGACUGCACCGGGAGCCGCUCGCAGCAGUGGCUGCUCCGCAACGUCACACUGCCCGAGAUAUUCUGAGCUCGCACCCGGACGGACAGAUGAACAGACUCUCACACCGUCACUGAUGGAGAGAAUGUGAGAAAAAGGACUGCUUUCCUCUCAAUCCUGGUGGUCUGCCUUCAAAUGAUCUCAAAGAACAGAACCGCAUAUGUAUAUGAAUCUUCCCAUCACUCCACCUGGCAGAGGAAUGAACGAACGAUGGAGAGAAAGACUCGUGGAGAAAGAAACUUGAGUUUGAUGCCGUUAUCCUCCUCGUUCGAGGAGCUGCGGGCAUUUUGUUUAUGUUUACGAGAACGCCUCCCUUUUAGAGUAUCAGUGUGUGUUUAUGUGUGUGACGGGAAUGUGUGAGUAACAGUGUUUUCCACAGGAGUUUCACCCUUUUUCUUAAUUUAAAUAUUUUUCAAGCCUUGUAGAAAUGAAGGGUAUCUAGCACAUGAAGGAGAGGCUGAUGUGUGUCUGAGUGCAUGUGUGUGCAUGUGAGAUUUCAAGUGUGUCACAUAUCAGGAUGGAUCUCCUGUCUGUGGACAUUACAGUGGUUUGCUAUCCGUUUGAAGCAGGGGCUCCCCCUACAGGCCACCGACACACACUGACCUGUCCAUCAUUCUUCAUCUCAGCCAGUGGACUGCCAACAAUCAAUCCCCGUAUAGAUCUAUAAUCAAUGAAAAGGAUGACUGAUCAUCUAGGACGUUUUUCAUAUCAUCAGUGCUCAUGUCACUUUUUUUAAACCAGUGGUUGAUUAUUAAUUUUUUUUUUGUUUGUUUCUGCAUUUUUGAGUGCCACGUACAAGCACUUUUCACUUGUUUGGUGGUGUUAUUUUAUGUCAAGUCUGUCUCUUAAAGAUAUGAUGAUAAUUUAACAUGCAAUUUCAGGAUGGUCCUGAAUUGUUGCCUUCCUUUGGGUUCCAGCCCUUCAGCUGACAUGGUUUACCCAUAAGCACAUGGGUUGAUCGGGAAGAGAUGGAUCAUCUUCUGUCAUAUCAUCCAACAGUACAAGGGCUCGGUCUCACUGUGUACACGCACGAGAAAGAACACUUUCGUCUGAUAUCGUUCUUUGUUUACGUUCACUUCAAAAUUGUUACUGAUUUUGUGUAGAAUCAACGCAUUUGGCAUCUAAAGUAAAAGUAAUUUCAGCAUAUGUCUUUAAACAGUUUGAUAGCCUAAAGAGAUUGUCCUGCAUUUCAGAUUCAUGCAUUUCAUUCUUCUGAUUUUAUUUUCAAAUGAUCUAAGAUUUGAUUUGAGCUGUGAUGGUUGAAGAUGGUUGGGUAAUGAAAGUGAACCCCUGUUUUGAGAUUUGUCAUGUGGAAUUAGGAAUCAGUUUUUUUUUUCUCGACCCUGUCCAAAUACAUAAAUGAUCUGUACUCUUUGUGUCCUGGUCAUUAGUCCGGUUUUUAACUGGAUUUUCCAGUAGUAUUGAUAGAAACUAUGUGUACAAAAAAAAACAAAAACAAAAAAAUCUAAAUUGUAAGAUUCUAGAUUGUAAAAUAAAAGAUUGUAAAUUGUGAGAUUCUUAAUGUGGGACUGUAAAUGCACAUUCUAGAUUCUAAAUAAGAUUAUGAAGCGAUUCAAGAUUGCAAAUAAAAGCAGUUUCAAUGCAAAGGAUGGGUGAAGAUCUUGCAAGUAUUUGGACAGGGCCUCAAGAUCAUCUGUAGAGAUGUGUGAGUGUGAACAAGUGUGUGUGUGUUUAUAUUUGUCAAAGGGAUGUCUUGUUUUGUUUUGUUUCAUUGAUGAGGGUCUGGCCUGCUGAUUGGUGGGUUAGAGAGCCCUGUGUUAAGAUGAUCCACAGGCUGGAGAAAUAAACCACAGAAAGUUUACAGUC
Molecule: messenger RNA, 3664 nt
Organism: Cyprinus carpio (common carp)
Lineage: Eukaryota; Metazoa; Chordata; Actinopteri; Cypriniformes; Cyprinidae
Product: polypeptide N-acetylgalactosaminyltransferase 1-like
Exons: 12
Coding region: 518-1867 (449 amino acids)
Cellular component (GO): Golgi apparatus
Source: RefSeq, a predicted model, not a curated record